UUCAUCGUAGUUUCGUCUUUUUGAUAAACCCAGAUAUGAUGAAUAUUUCUGUUCUUUCGCUUUUGAUUAAUAGUUCUCUGCUUUUUCAGUACCGAUCUUUAUAUUCGUCAGUGAUACAUCUUCUGCACCUUGGUAUCUCAAUGCCGAAAGACCUCUUGAAACAUCCAAGGAAAUGGAAAUCAGAUCCAGAUUGUUGUUGAAACUGAUGAUGUCUUCAAAAGUGCUUGUUGCUUAGCUUUUUCUAGACCAAGAUGGUUGGAAAACUUAUCAAAAUUGUCAAAUUCUUUUAUGUUGGUGGAAGCUGGGGAACUUAUCAAUGGUUAAAUUUUCUCUCUAUCAACCGUUUUGAGAGGAAAAAGAAUAUAGACUUCACGAUUUCAGCUUUUGCCAUGCUUCGCACCCUUGAAGGAGAUGUGCUUCAUGGUCUUAAUCUGGCUGAAGCUUCCUUGACAAUUGCAGUUCAAUCUAGUGCUGCAAGCUGCUCUUGGUAUGGAGAUGUUGACUUGGGAGAGAAUCUGCAAGCUCAAGUAGUGAAAUUUGUGUUUACAUGGUGGAAGAGUGAUUUGCUCUGUUUAUUUAAUUUUUUUUUUCUUUCAGUUCUGUAUAUGGUUAAUGGGUUGCUUUUUUUUUUACUUUUUAUAAUAAAUAAGGCUCCAAUGGCCUUUAUUCUUAAUUUCCGGAUUAUAGAUGGGAUUGAUUCGUGGCUCAAAUGGAUAUAUAUAAAUGAUUAA
Messenger RNA from Rosa rugosa (rugosa rose), 731 nucleotides. RefSeq lists its product as uncharacterized. Lineage: Eukaryota; Viridiplantae; Streptophyta; Magnoliopsida; Rosales; Rosaceae. Bases 252 to 731 code for a protein of 159 amino acids. The transcript is spliced from 6 exons. The record is from RefSeq and is a predicted model, not a curated record.